Molecule: messenger RNA, 2925 nt
Organism: Fraxinus pennsylvanica
Lineage: Eukaryota; Viridiplantae; Streptophyta; Magnoliopsida; Lamiales; Oleaceae
Source: the annotation of a GenBank genome assembly
AUGGCAAAACUUGUGAUUGAAGUUCUUGAAGCCAGUGAUUUGAUGCCGAAAGAUGGACAUGGCUCAGCCAAUCCCUUUGUAGAAGUAGAUUUUGAUGAACAGCGCCAACGAACCUCAACAAAGCUUAAAACUCUCAACCCUUCGUGGAAUGAAAAACUCGUUUUCGAUAUAAAAAACCUGAGAAAUCUUCCAAACAGAACCAUCGAAGUUCUUGUUUACAAUGAUAAUAAGCAUGGUCAUUACAAGAAUUUUCUUGGAAAAGUUAGAAUUUCUGGGAUGUCUAUUCCUUCUUCUGAAUCUGAACCAAUGAUCCAGCGCUACCCUCUUGAUAAAAGAGGGAUUUUUUCGCAUAUAAAAGGUGACAUUUCUUUGAAGAUUUAUGCAGUACUGCACGGGACUGAAAAUCUGAAGACGGAGUCUUUUCAGGCAGCAGCAGCAGAAGAAAUGCAGAAUCUGAAAAAUAUGGAAUUUCGCGAGAGAAACAAGAAGAAAAAGAAGGAAAAAGAUUUGAGGACAUUUCACUCAUUAGGAGACGUUUUGGAGAAUCCUGCAGAAAAGCCUGUGAUAAUUGAAUCCAAGAGUGAUCUUUCCAGGGCAAUGCAUAUGCAGUUUCCAGGGCAGAAACCUGAGUAUGCACUGGUGGAGACUAGGCCACCAUUGGCUGCACGGAUGGGCUACUGGGGACGGGACAAGACUGCGAGCACCUACGAUUUAGUUGAACAGAUGAAUUUUUUGUAUGUUAAUGUUGUCAAGGCUAAUGAUCUUCCAGUAAUGGACAUAUCAGGGAGUCUUGACCCAUAUGUUGAAGUGAGAAUUGGGAAUUACAAAGGGGUGACUAAUCAUUUCGAGAAAAAUCAGAAUCCUGUCUGGAACAAAGUUUUCGCAUUUGCUAAGGAAAGACUACAAUCCCAUUUGAUUGAAAUCACUGUCAAGGAUAAAGAUGUAGCCAAGGAUGAUUUUGUAGGGAGAAUUGUGUUCGAUAUCGCGGAAGUGCCUGAUCGCGUGCCACCAGAUAGUCCUCUUGCACCACAAUGGUAUAGGUUGGAGAAGAAGACAGGGCAGCAAAUGAGCAACGGUGAAAUCAUGCUUGCUGUUUGGAUGGGAACACAAGCAGAUGAAGCAUUCCCUGAAGCCUGGCAUUCUGAUUCUCAUAGCAUGAACCAAACAAGCCUUACUGAUACGCGAUCAAAGGUUUAUUUUUCACCAAAAUUGUAUUAUCUCCGAGUACAUGUUAUUGCAGCACAGGAUCUUGUUCCCAGUGAUAAAGGUCGAAAUUUAGAAACGUCUGUCAGGAUAAAGCUUGGCGAUCAAGGCAGGGUAACGAGGAAUUCUCCAAUAAAACAUAUCAAUCCUGAAUGGAAUGAGGAACUGAUGUUCAUUGCAUACGAGCCGUUUGAUGAGUAUAUGGUCUUCAGUGUUGUAGAAAGUGGAGGGGGAAAAGAAGAAGUUCUUGGAAUGCUGAUGAAAUCAGUUAGAGAAUUUAAACAUCGGCUUGAAACUUCUAAACUUCCUGAUGCUGAGUGGUUUAGCCUCUAUAAGCCGUACGUGGCUGAGGAAGAAAGUGACAUGCAUAGAAAAGAAGGAACAUUUAGGACACGAAUUCUUCUUCGACUAUGGAUUGAUGCCGGUUACCAUGUUCUUGAUGAAUCUCAACAUUUUAGUAGUGAUCUUCAGCCAGCAGCAAAGAUUUUGAGGAAAUCCCCCGUCGGAAUUCUUGAGGUGGGAUUUCUGGGAGCUCAGAAUCUGUUGCCAAUGAAAGAUGAAACUACAGAUGCUUAUUGUAUAGCAAAGUACGGGACCAAGUGGGUCAGAACAAGAACUCUUGCCGACACCCUGAAUCCUCGUUGGAAUGAACAAUAUACGUGGGAAGUUUUUGAUCUAUGCACAGUAAUAACAAUUGGCGUUUUUGAUAAUUGCCACAUAACUGGAAAAGAAGAUGCCAAAGAUCAAAGAAUUGGAAAGAUAAGAAUCAGGCUUUCAACAUUAGAAACUGAUCAAAUUUACACCCAUUUUUAUCCAUUGCUUGUACUUGAACCUUCUGGUUUAAAGAAAAAUGGCGAACUCCAUCUGUCAAUUCGGUUCACCUGCACUGCCUGGGUAAACAUGAUUGCACAAUAUAGAAAGCCAUUGUUUCCAAAAAUGCAUUAUGUUCAUCCCAUUUCUCUCCGCCAUAUCGAGUGGCUGCGCCACCAGGCAACAGAUAUAGUUGUUAAGAAGCUCGCCAGGGCGGAGCCGCCGCUCAGGGGAGAGACUGUGGAGUACAUGUUGGAUGUGGAUUACAAUGCAUGGAGUCUACGGCGUAGCAAAGCGUAUUUUUCCCGGAUAAUGGUGCUUAUGAAUGGGAUUUCGUACGUUCUCAGAUGGUUUGAUGGAAUCUGUUACUGGAAAAACCCCAUGACGACUAUUCUUGUUCAUAUAUUGUUCUUUAUAUUGAUUUGCUACCCGGAACUUAUUUUGCCUACAUUUUUCCUCUACCUGUUUGUUAUCGGAUUAUGGAACUACCGAUUCAGGCCGAGGCAUCCACCUUAUAUGGAUGCCCAGCUUUCACAAGCAGAUAUAGCUCAUCCAGACGAAGUCGACGAGGAAUUCGACUCAUUCCCGACUUCCAGGCAGACAGAUAUUGUGAAAAUGAGGUAUGACAGGUUGCGCAGCGUCGCAGGCAAAGUCCAGACUGCGGUUGGUGAUUUGGCAACACAAGGAGAGAGGGUUCUUGCCGUAUUGAGCUGGAGGGACCCUAGAGCUACGGCUCUAUUCAUCCUCUUUUCAUUGAUCUGUGCCGUGUUUUUAUACAUUACUCCGUUCCAAAUCGUGGCAGUAAUCAUUGGGAUUUAUGUGUUACGCCAUCCUAGAUUCAGGUCUAAAUUGCCAGCAGUACCUAUCAACUUCUUCAGGAGAUUGCCAUCCAAGUCCGACAUGCUUCUAUGA